AUGGACGGCUUCAGCUCCAAAGACAUGGCUAUGAAGGCCCAGAAGAAGAUCCUUAGUCACAUGGCAAGCAAGUCCAUGGUGCAGAUGUUUAUCGACGACACCAGCAGCGAGAUUUUGGACGAGUUCUAUCGUGUCUCGAAAGAGUACACAGGAAAUCGCACGGAGGCCCAGAAAGUGGUCAAGGACCUCGUUAAAGUGGUGGUUAAGAUUGCAGUUCUGUUUCGGCAUAACUGCUUCAGUGAAGCAGAGCUAGCUCUGGCCCAGAACUUUAAGAAGAAAUUGCACCAGGGAGCCAUGACGCUAAUCAGCUUCCACGAGGUGGCGUUUACUUUCGACCAGACGGUGAUCACAGAGAUCUUGACUGAGUGUAGGGACAUGCUACUGAAGCUUGUGAAGAAUCAUCUCACGCCCAAGUCCCACGGACGGAUCAACCACGUCUUCAACCAUUACUCCGACCCCCAGCUCCUAACCCAGCUUUACACCCCCGACGGCCCCUUUGCAUCCCAUCUCAACAAAAUCUGCAACGGACUCAACAAACUGGUGGAGGAAGGAAAGUUAUGA
Chanos chanos (milkfish) is the source of this 561-nucleotide messenger RNA. It is a transcript of the gene tnfaip8l2b, whose product is annotated as tumor necrosis factor, alpha-induced protein 8-like 2b. NCBI's taxonomy places the organism in Eukaryota, Metazoa, Chordata, Actinopteri, Gonorynchiformes, Chanidae. The transcript has 2 exons. Gene Ontology annotation, biological process: regulation of apoptotic process. The coding region runs from base 1 to 561 and encodes 186 amino acids. The record is from RefSeq and is a predicted model, not a curated record. Gene Ontology annotation, cellular component: cytoplasm.